Molecule: messenger RNA, 1581 nt
Organism: Ziziphus jujuba (common jujube)
Lineage: Eukaryota; Viridiplantae; Streptophyta; Magnoliopsida; Rosales; Rhamnaceae
Product: FCS-Like Zinc finger 14
Exons: 2
Coding region: 498-1253 (251 amino acids)
Source: RefSeq, a predicted model, not a curated record
UUCUCAACCUCUACGCGUUAGAGCAGAGCAGAGCAGAGCAGAGGGAGCUCAAGGUGGUGUGCCUCUCUGAACUCCAUCUCUCUCGCUUUCCUUCUCUCUCUCGCUCUCUCCGAGACUCUGCUUCUCUGAGAGAUGGUUUAAGAGAUUUUUCUCUGAGAGUAAAGCUGUGCUAAAUUUAGCUAAAAGGAAUCGUUUUUCUUGCUUAUACUUCACUCCUCAAAGGCUUUAAAUUUAACCCAAAAAAAAAAAAAAAAAUUUAAAAAUAAAAAAAGUUGAUCGCUCUGCAAUUUUAGACUUCCCAAAGGUCAACAACAAACACUCUUUCGCAGCCUCUCCUCUUUUUUUUUUUUUUUUUUUUUUUUUUUUUUUUUUUUUAACGAAGAUCCUCUGUUUUUGUACAGAGGAUUUAAGCUAAAGGUAAAGCAUUUGGGCCAAUUUGAAGAAUCUGAGGACGACCCACUUGCCGAUUUCAUAAGAAAAAGAAAAUAAAAAUAAAAAUGGAGAAUUUACCUGUAAAGAAGAAACCCACCAUCAAUCUUUCCCUCUUCACCACUUUGUCCGAUUCCUUGUCUUACGAUAGGCAAUCGUAUUCGGCAAAAUCGCCAAGGAAUUUCGAAGGUGGUGUGGUUGGACUCGGCAUAGUGGCUGCUAUGACGGAGUCCUGCGAUACCCAUGAAGUGUUUUUCUCGGCGGCCAAAUUGGCGGUGUCGCCAAGAUCGACCCCGAUCCCUAUAGUCUCUGCGGCAAAACCCGCCGCUAAUUUCAGAGGUGGGUUAAAUUCGGAGAGGAUAGAGAAGGAGGAGAAAGAGGAGGAGGAAGAGGAUGAGGAGGUGGAUGAGUCGUCGGAGAGCUAUACUUGUGUGAUUUCUCACGUUGGGAACAAUUUGAUAAGGAAACGAGUCUACUUCCAUGAUAAGCUUAACGCGGUCGAUGAUGAUUUUGAUGUUUGCAUGGUCAACCCUGGAGUGUUCUCUGCUUCACCGGCGGUCAAUGUUGUUGGUGAAUUGGGGAGGGAGUUUUGGGCACCUGAUUUUCUCAAUUCUUGCUUUCUUUGCAAGAAGCAGCUUCAUGGACUGGACAUCUUCAUGUACAGGGGGGAAAAAGCAUUUUGCAGUUCAGAGUGUAGAGACAAACACAUUAGAAGUGAAGAUUGCAAGGAGAAAUGCAGAUCUGACGCAUUAAAACCACUUGAUUACUCAUCAUCUCCAUGCUCUAGUCCAAUGGUGUUUCUAGCUGGGGUUGCUGCUGCAUAAAAAUAUUUUUGAAAACCAAUAUUCGAGUAAAUAAAAGAGAAGGAUUAUUAUCCAAAAUAAAGUGGUAUUAACUGCAUAUAAAACAGUAUAUAAAGGGAAAAAAAAUUUUUAUAUAUAUAUAUGAUAUUAAAAGAAGAGGGUAUAAGAAGUUAGUCUCUACUCCUGUAAUAGUCGUUUAAUUAUUGCAGCAGAGGGGGAUAAAAAAAAAAAAGGGAAAUUUGAAUGAGAGUUUUGUGACCUUGUAUGAUCUCAGUCCAAGAGACACGGAGUGAGACAGAUAUGGAUUUGCAUAUUCAAAAAUGUGAUGAUCAUAAAUAUUACUUUAGCA